UAGUUAGAUAUUGGCGCCAACGGAUAAUAUAAUAAACUUGAAAAAUACUAUUUCGAAAAAUUUAUUAAAUAUAAGGUCUAUUAUAUCUUAAUUUUGUUGAUUACGUUUAUAAUUUAUGUGUAAAAUCAAAUAACUUUGUUGAAUCGCACGAAAUUAAAUUGUAUGAAUCCACGUGUUGUGAAAAUCUAAUGACAGACAAUGUCUACACCAGCAAAAAUAAAAAAAUUAGAUGAGGUUGUGGUGAAUAGAAUCGCAGCUGGAGAAGUGAUCCAAAGGCCAGCAAAUGCGUUGAAAGAACUAAUAGAAAACAGUCUGGAUGCCAAAGCCACGAAUAUACAAAUUACUGUAAAAGAAGGAGGUUUAAAAUUAUUACAGAUACAAGACAAUGGCACUGGUAUCCGAAAAGAGGACAUGGAGAUUGUGUGUGAAAGAUUUACAACUAGCAAACUGCAAAAAUUUGAAGAUCUUAAUGCAUUGACAACAUUUGGAUUCCGAGGAGAAGCUCUGGCUAGUAUCAGUCAUGUAGCUCUUCUUAGUAUUACUACAAAGACAGCAGAUGAAAAGUGUGCUUACAAAGCAUCAUAUCUUAACAGCAAACUAAAAGCACCUCCAGUACCAUGUGCUGGAAAUCAAGGCACUAUAAUAACAAUAGAAAAUUUAUUUUAUAAUGUACCAACUCGAAGGAAAGCUUUGUCAAGUUCGUCAGAAGAAUUCACUAAAAUUACAGAAGUAGUUAUGAGAUACGCUGUACAUAAUCAAGCAGUAGGGUUUACAUUAAAAAAACAUGGUGAACCAAGUCCACAGGUUCGAACACCACAUAAUUCAACAAAACAGAAUAACAUAAGAAUAUUGUAUGGAAAUCCAGUUGCUCGUGAAUUGUUAGAAGUUGAGCUCAACGAUAAGAGUUAUAAAUUUCAAAUGCACGCUUUAGUAACAAAUCCAAACUAUACAAACAAACGGAUGUUGAUGCUUUUAUUUAUUAACAAUCGUCUGGUCGAUUCCUCUUCUAUUCGUAAAAUGUUAGAGGAUUUAUAUACCGUCUACCUGCCAAAGAAAGCUCAUCCCUGGUGCUAUAUAUCACUAGACAUCAAUCCACAAAACAUUGAUGUCAAUGUACAUCCAACGAAACACGAAGUUCGAUUUCUUCAUGAAGAUGCAAUAAUCGAAAAAAUCAAAUUUGCUUUAGAUGAAAGACUAACUGGUAGCAGUGCAUCCAGAACAUUUUAUUUGCAAGCUAGAUUACCAAAAGCAGAUAUCACUAAAGACAUUCUAGAAGAGGUAUUGCCGGAACAUAAAAAAGGGAAUCCAGACAAAUCGAAAAAGAUUCACGCCAGAGAAAUGAUUAGAACAGAUUCAUCGGAUCAGAAGCUAGACAAAUUUAAUUUCACUAUACAUUCUGCCUUCAAACAUGGUAAAAGCAAUCAUAAUUUUCCUGUGGAAAAAUCUACAGAUAAUUUAGAACCUCCACCUCUUAAUUCUGAAGUUCUACCGGAAAUUGAUACAUGUGUUGUUAUCACGGAAGAUUCAAUUGCCGAUGAUAAACGUCAAGAAAAAAAAAAUGAGACAAAUCCAAAUUUAGCUAUUACAGAACAGAAUUUUACAUCAGAUAAUGAAGAGAUUCCAAUUGAUCAUGUUGCAACAAAUUGGUGUGACAUAAUAAAUAAUAUAACUCAAUCAGAAACGGAAAAUACCUGCAACUCGUCUACCAUUGUACAAAAUGAUAAGUCGAAGAAUAAUUGUCCGGAAAAUGUUAUGGAUAUUUCGGACAUUCUAUCUGAUUUAGAUGAAACAAUGAAUAAUUCUGCAGAAGAUAGAUCUAUAGACACUGUAGCUGAUAAGGCUCGUAAACAAGUAUAUCAAUAUUUUGGAAAUAUAGAUAUCAAUAAUAAAAAUAAAAACUCAGAAGAACAACAACAAAAAGUUAUAAAAGAUACAGAUAAUAUUAAGAAAGAAGGUGAAAGUUCAGAAUUUAUCAUAAACCAAAAUGCAUCUCUAACUGAGAGAAAUACUUGCUCUGAUGAAUCUGAAAAAUUAUUUAAGUCAUAUUCUGUAAAUAGUUUUAGACACGAAGUAAAAUUAACUAGCAUCUUACAAUUAAGAAAAGAAAUUGAAGAUGAAUGUCACGAAGGACUGAAAGAAAUCUUGUCUAAUUUAACUUUUGUUGGAUGUAUCGAUCAAACUUCAGCCUUAAUACAGAGUGGAGUAAAUUUGUAUAUUUGCAAUACCAGAAAAUUAGCGGAAGAACUGUUCUACGAAAUUAUGCUUUAUGACUUUGCGAAUUUUGGCAUCUUGAAAUUUUCAGAACGGAUAUCAUUGUUUGAUUUAGCAAUGAUUGCUUUAGAUUCGGGAGACACUGGAUGGACAGAGGAAGAUGGGCCGAAAGAAGAAUUAGCAGCGAGAGUAAAAGAAUUACUUUUAGAAAAAGCAGAUAUGAUGAAUGAAUACUUUUCGAUUGUUAUCGAUAAAGUUGGAAACUUAAGAUCGUUGCCUGUAUUAUUAGACAAAUAUUUUCCAUAUGAAGCAGAAAUUCCAUUGUAUAUGAUGCGAUUGGCAACGGAAGUUAAUUGGAAAAAAGAACAAUCAUGUUUCCAGAAUAUUUGUAGAGAAACAGCAAAAUUUUACAGUUACAUCAAUCCGAAGCACGAGACGUACGAUUGGAAGUAUAUAACUGAACACGUCUUGUACCCUGCAAUUAAAGAGAGUCUACUUCCCCCUAAACACUUUGCUCAUGAUUCAACAAUAUUACAAAUAGCUGCUUUACCUGAUCUGUACAAAGUGUUUGAAAGGUGUUAAAAUAUUCUGAUAAAAAUCUGAUAAUUUAACGUGUACUAUGUACUAUGAAUUAAACCACUUGAAAUUUACUAUUGUAUAUACUAUAGCAUAAUACCAAAUGUAUAUUUAACAUUACAUAAAUUAUACAGUCAUACAAUUUGACAUUUUUAUUAACUUCCAUCAAAUUCGCAUCUAAGUAUUUUAAAAAUUAAUUCUGUAUGAAAAAAUCUACUAAUACAAGAACUUUGUAUAAAAGUACAUGUAUAUAUCAUCUGUUAAUCCAUAUGUACCUUACACUUCCA
This is a messenger RNA of Harpegnathos saltator (Jerdon's jumping ant), 3074 nucleotides long. RefSeq names its product DNA mismatch repair ATPase Mlh1 (gene Mlh1). Lineage: Eukaryota; Metazoa; Arthropoda; Insecta; Hymenoptera; Formicidae. Gene Ontology annotation, biological process: mismatch repair. The record is from RefSeq and is a predicted model, not a curated record. The transcript has 10 exons. Gene Ontology annotation, cellular component: MutLalpha complex. Gene Ontology annotation, molecular function: ATP hydrolysis activity; ATP-dependent DNA damage sensor activity; mismatched DNA binding. Bases 199 to 2793 code for a protein of 864 amino acids.